ACCCACAGCUCGCCUUCGAGGCCCGAUUCUACCGCAUCCUCAACGCUGGCGGCGGGGUCGUGGGCAUCCCCAACAUUUUGUUCUACGGCGUGGAGGGCGAGUUCAACGUGAUGGUGAUGGACCUGCUGGGGCCCUCACUCGAGGACCUGUUCAGCUUCUGCGACAGGAAACUCUCGCUGAAGACCACGCUGCUGCUGGCCGAGCAAAUGAUUGCGCGCAUCGAGUUCGUCCACAGCAAGAGCGUCAUCCACCGCGACAUUAAGCCUGACAACUUUCUGAUGGGCACCGGGAAGAAGGGGCACCACGUCUACAUUGUCGACUUUGGCCUCGCCAAGAGGUAUCGGGACCCCCGCACGCACCAGCACAUUCCGUACAAGGAGGGGAAGAGUCUGACUGGGACGGCGCGGUACUGCUCGAUCAACACGCACAUCGGCAUCGAGCAGAGCCGUCGUGACGACCUGGAAGGCAUCGGCUACGUUCUGAUGUAUUUUUUGCGGGGCUCGCUGCCGUGGCAGGGCCUGAAGGCACACACGAAGCAGGAAAAGUACUCUCGCAUCUCCGAGCGAAAACAGACGACGCCAGUAGAGACGCUGUGCAAGGGGUUCCCGGCAGAGUUUGCUGCGUACCUCAACUACGCGCGAAGCCUGCGCUUCGAGGACAAGCCUGACUACAGUUACCUGAAGCGGCUAUUACGAGAGCUUUUUGUCCGGGAAGGGUACCACGUGGACUAUGUGUUUGACUGGACGUUGAAGCGCAUUCACGAGAGUCUGAAGGAGGGGGAUGCCGGCCAGCAGGAACCGCAGCAACAGCAGUAG
Trypanosoma rangeli is the source of this 815-nucleotide messenger RNA. RefSeq names its product casein kinase 1. Gene Ontology annotation, molecular function: ATP binding; protein serine/threonine kinase activity. Gene Ontology annotation, biological process: peptidyl-serine phosphorylation; endocytosis; signal transduction. NCBI's taxonomy places the organism in Eukaryota, Euglenozoa, Kinetoplastea, Trypanosomatida, Trypanosomatidae. Gene Ontology annotation, cellular component: nucleus; cytoplasm. The transcript has a single exon. The annotation marks the transcript as partial. The record is from RefSeq and is a predicted model, not a curated record.